AUGGGCUGGGGAAGAUCCGAGGGAACGCCAUACUGGCUUGUGAAGAACUCAUGGGGCAAAGAAUGGGGAGAAGAUGGAUAUGCACGCAUGACUAUUGGCACCGGGGUGCUUAGAGAGGAGUCCGUCAUUGUCGGGUAUGCUGCAACACCCGAAGCACUGGAGGAGCAGCAGAAGAAGAAGGAGGACGAAAUGGACUGA
Molecule: messenger RNA, 198 nt
Organism: Durusdinium trenchii
Lineage: Eukaryota; Dinophyceae; Suessiales; Symbiodiniaceae
Source: the annotation of a GenBank genome assembly